This is a messenger RNA of Camelina sativa (false flax), 2662 nucleotides long. RefSeq names its product phosphatidylinositol/phosphatidylcholine transfer protein SFH13. NCBI's taxonomy places the organism in Eukaryota, Viridiplantae, Streptophyta, Magnoliopsida, Brassicales, Brassicaceae. The record is from RefSeq and is a predicted model, not a curated record.
UCGAAAGAGUAAAGGAAGCAGAAGAAGAAGAACAACAAACACGCGAGAAAUUUCAGAUCUUUCUUCUCUCUCUCCGCAUCUCCUUUGCGCAACCCUUUUUGUGUAAUUCUUAGAAGAAGAAGAACCCUUUUUGAUACUUUCACUUUCUCUGGAAAAAUCUCGUAUUUUUUAUUUUUGCGUGUUUUAGAAUCUCUCUCUCUCUCUCUCUCUCUCUCUCUCUCUCUCUUAUCUUCCCUGGGAUUUGGAUUUCCGAUCAUUGAGUUUUUUUAUCGGAGAGAUCCUCUUGUCACAUUCAGGAGAGAAGAAGACAAGUGUAGUUUAAAUCUUUAAUGCUGAGAAACCGUGUUGAUGGAUUCUUCUUCCCCACUUUAGUUGCAGAUCUAGAGCUUAAUCCAGAAGAACAAACAAAAGGUAUUGAAGAAAUCGGUACCUUCGACGAAUUUAGGGAGAGAAGAUCAGACUUUGAAAUCUCUGAAGAUGAGAGACGGCGCUCCAAAAUAGGGAAUUUGAAGAAGAAGGCCAUUAAUGCUUCAACCAAGUUCACUCAUUCUUUGAAGAAAAGGGGUAAAAGGAAAAUUGACUAUCGGAUUCCAGCAGUCUCCAUUGAAGAUGUAAGGGAUGAAAAAGAGGAGAGCGUUGUGCUUGAAUUUCGACGUAAGCUCCUUCAGAGAGAUUUGUUACCUCCUAGACAUGAUGAAUACCAUACUCUUCUCAGGUUUUUGAAAGCUAGGGAUCUUAACAUUGAAAGAACCAUCCAGAUGUGGGAAGAAAUGCUAAGAUGGAGAAAAGAGUAUGGGACAGAUACCAUACUAGAGGACUUUGAUUUCGAAGAGCUUGAAGAAGUUUUGCAAUACUAUCCUCAAGGCUACCAUGGAGUUGAUAAGGAAGGACGACCUGUCUACAUUGAAAGACUUGGAAAAGCUCAUCCUUCUAAGCUUAUGCGCAUCACCACCAUAGAUAGAUAUUUAAAGUACCAUGUGCAGGAGUUUGAGAGAGCUCUCCUGGAGAAAUUUCCUGCAUGCUCAAUUGCGGCAAAGCGUAGAAUCUGUUCCACGACUACUAUAUUAGAUGUGCAAGGAUUGGGAAUUAAGAACUUUACACCAACAGCUGCAAAUCUUGUGGCUGCCAUAUCGAAGAUUGACAACAAUUACUACCCUGAGACGUUGCAUAGAAUGUACGUUGUAAAUGCUGGAACAGGUUUCAAAAAGAUGCUUUGGCCUGCUGCUCAGAAGUGUCUUGAUGCAAAGACCAUUGCAAAAAUACAUGUGCUAGAAUCCAAAUGUUUAUCUAAGUUACAUGAAGUCAUUGAUUCAAGUCAAUUGCCAGAAUUCCUUGGAGGGUCAUGCUCUUGCUUUGGUGAUGGAAGAGGUUGUCUUCGUUCUAAUAAAGGACCCUGGAAUGAUCCUGAAAUAAUGAAGCUCAUUUACCAUGGAGAAUCAUCACUCUUUGGGCAAAUCACCAGGAAGCUAAGUGAUCCACAGAAUUCUUCCUCCUACAUAAGUAUACAUCCAUCGAUGGCUAUGCAAGCUGAGACUUCAGCGGCCGAGUCGGUAUCUUGUUCUGAUGUUCCUACUUCUCCAACUGGAAGAAUGUGCUCAGCCUCUGCUCAUGUGAAUCCAGCUUAUGAGGAAUCUAGAGCAUCAGAUGCUAACGGCUAUUAUAGUUGCGAUGACAAGUUUGCCGUACCUGACAAAGCUGGUAACCGAAAAGGCCAAGAAAGGCAAUCCCAUUACCAAAUGUUCGAACUCAAUCAAACACCUCUCGGUUUAAAAUGUGAAACAUCUCCACCAGGUGCUCCCAUAGUCCGUAGGCUUCAUGGUUUAAGGGGAACAAUUGACAAGAUAAAAUGUGAGAACCUAGCGAAAAGGCUACUUUCUUUGAUGCUGAAACUAGCUGCUGUUUUCCGUUGUACUCCGUUUGAGCUUCUGAGAAGCCAGACUACAGUUAGCACUUCAAGUCCAACAGAAGAUGACAGUAGGUGCAGCCUCAUCCCAACCCCUAGACAGCCUAAAAUGAAAGACCGGAUUCUUCCAUGUUUGGAGCGUAUUCAGAAACUGGAGAAAAGUUACGACGAUAUCCGGAACAAACCCGUUGCAAUACCUGUAGGGAAGGAGAGAAUGUUGAUGGAUUCUUUAGACAGAAUUAAGUCGGUUGAGUUUGAUCUCGAUAAAACAAAGAGGCUUUUACACGCCACGGUGAUGAAACAGAUGGAGAUAACUGAAAUGCUGCAAAGUUUACGAGAUUCCCAACUUCACAGAAGAAGAAGAUUGUUCUGUUAAAAACCAUAAGGGAACAUCUGAGUUUUGCACAAAUACAAAUCUGCACAUACAGAGAGAGAGAAAGAGAGACAGAGAAGAAGAAGAUUGUUCUGUUAAAAAUCAUCUUUUUUUUUUUUAUAAAUAGGUCCCUCUGCUUCUACUUUUUAAGUUAUAAAAAGAAGAAAAAGAAGAAGAUAAGGACAGAGAAAACCACCUCUGUUGAUCGAUCAAUUCUGUCUUUGAUAAUUUUAGAUUGAGAUCAGAGUUUUAAGUACCAAACCCUUUUGUUGUAAUCUGGUGUAGUUAAGAAACUACACUAUAAGCUAAACAAAUGAGAUUUUGUAAAUCUUUUGAAGGUAUUUUGAUAAUGGAGUCUCGGAAGAAUCCAUUUGUUUAACAUGAAA